Podarcis lilfordi (Lilford's wall lizard) is the source of this 16945-nucleotide messenger RNA. The record is from the annotation of a GenBank genome assembly. Lineage: Eukaryota; Metazoa; Chordata; Lepidosauria; Squamata; Lacertidae.
AGCGGCGUUUGCUUCCCGCCUCGCGCUGCCGGGGGCCUCUUCUUCCCAACCGCCUUCACAGUCCGGGAGGCGCCGUGGCUGCGGUGGCGGCUCUCGCAUGUCUUUAGCUACCUCCUCCGACUGCCCGGGCGCUCUCCGGUAAGGAGGAAGUCCGACUUCUCGAAGAAAGGGCAGGGGCUGCAUUUGGGGAGGUUUGGGGUGCAGCCGCUGUGCGGUGCAUUGGUUCCUGCCUUCGCCCAGUUUUUGCAAAAAAAAAAAACCCCACACAUAAAUAAUAAUAAAAAACAACAGCUUACCUGGAAGAAGUCACUUUCUCCUCCGGAAACCUGUAGUCCUCAUCUCAGAAGUGGAAACCAGCAGCUUCGCCUGUACAGUACACGUGUUACAUUCCGCGGAUUGAUUGCUUAUGUAUUUACACACACCCGUACAGUCGUGGGCGAAAUUUUAUUCAGUGUACCCAAAAUAAAAUAAUGACUCUCUGAACCUGCUGUCCAUAACCUUUCGAUCUGGCUAUAAAUAAUAGGUUGAGAGAGAUUUCAGAGAACAGAUGAAGGGUUGUACUGGUACGUGUAUUAUUUCCUCAGAGCGACCCCAGUGAAAUAAGUGGACUUAAGGCCAUUGAUUUUAAUGGGUCUGUUCUGACUAAAAUGGGAUGUCAUCCAAGGAAAACAUUGUACAGUAGAAGACAUAUGUGUGAGCCCAAAGCUUGCUUUUUUAUUUUCUCUCAUAAAGGAAGAAAAAGGCUAUAUCAGCAGAGUCUCAUACUUGCGCCUGAUGAGUCUAUUUUCAUCUAGGCGCGUGUCUAGGCCAUUUCCCAUCCCGCCUCAUUUAAAACAAAGCUAAGUAAAUGUAACAUUGGAAGGGGGGGGGACAUUGUCCAGCUUUCCCAUUUAUUUGUCGUGUAAUCCCUUCUCCCCCACCCCCAUGGUAGUUUAGCAUUACCUUGAAGGCAAUAAAUAUUCAUUAUAAUACACAGGGAGAUAAAUGUAAAAAUGUUUUAUUGAUCUGUCUAGCAAGCCUCACAUUCAUGCAAUAUAUCUACAUUUAUAUGCUAAGUCUCUUUGUUUCAUUCAACUACUGCUGAAUUUUGUCAGAUUAAACAGUCAUUUGCCUUUGUUCAUGCUGUUGUUUAUCCCUGUAUUGAAUUUUCAAACAGCUAAAAAGCAAAUGUGUUUUUAAACUUCCUUGCAAUUGUGUUUCUUUCUAGAUCUCGGGAGGGUGUUAAAGUAUGGAGAUGGCUUCAACACAGUGUUUUGGAUCAAAAGUUGAUAUGGGUAAUUCAAAAUAUCAAAUAGCUUUACAAACUGUAGGUUGAACUGUCAGGGGCUCUAGAAAGUCAACAUCUGGAACAUGGGGAAAACAGCAAAUUCAGUAAUGGGCUCUGCGUGGUAUCUGGGCAUGCAUUGGACCCAACUCUAAUGAGGUAUUCGGAUGUGGAGGCGAUGAUCUUUAUAAUGCAAGCGAUGGCAGACCAAGAAGUUCAGGAUGGCCCUACACAUGCUUGGUGCAUCUAGGAGUUCCCAUAAAUAGGAUGGCCUUGGAUACUUCUGCAUUAUGCAAGAGUGAAGUGGCACCCUUCUGGCUGCAGGAUUGCACUUUACAGAAUAUCGUGAUGUCAGGAACCUCCAGGUUUGCAGCAACAGCCCCACAGGAGCACAUGCACCUUCUAGGGGUAAUGCUUCCAACCCAGAACUCCCCCCUCCCAUCUGACUAUCACCACAUCCCUAUCCGGUAUGCCCCACAGAGGACCUUAAGGUCCAUGAAUAACCAUAGUUUAGAGGUCCCGGGCCCUAAGGAAGUCAAGACUAUCCUCCACCAGGGACAGGGCCUUUUUAGUGAUGGCUCCAACCUGGUGGAAUGCCCUGUGCCAUGAGACUAGGGCCCUUCAGGAUUUAACCUGCUUCUGCCGGGUCUGUAGGACAGAGCUAUUCCGCCUGGCCUUUAAUUUGAAUUCAGCCUGAUCUUUUAUUUCCCUUCUCUUCCCUCCUCCUCCCCUUUUAUGAAGAUUACCCACUCUGAGACCCCACAGCUAAUUCUCCCCUGGCCUCCUUGCUGGCCCAAGUAGGACUAAUUCAGCCAGCUAGCCCUGCUGACUAGCUAAAGUUUAUUGGAUGGAUUUCCCCCAAAUUGAUUUUUGAACUUUGAAUUUUAUUGUUAUUCAUGCUUUUAUACUGUAUUUUAUGCUGCUUCUAUGUUAUAUUAAAAUUAAGUGUUUUAAAUUUUUUGUUAGCUGCCCUGAGCCCGGUUUUCUGAACUGGGAAGGGUGGGGUAUAAAUAAGAAUUUAUUUAUCAUUUAUCCCUGGUGCAACGAGUGCAGCACCAUCACUAGAAGAGCACCACUACUACUUUGUCCCUUGACAUGCAUCACUGCUGCUACGGGCAGUGAUUUGUGUUUGUUUUCUUCCACAUCGUUCUACACAUGGCACAUGUAUUUAAAUUGUUCACUUACUAAAUUUCUGCUCCAUAACUCAUUUUGAAUUAAGCUCACAGAAGUUACUACCCCACACACUUUUUUUUACUAACCUGCCAAAAGCCUAGUACACUGUGCUAGCUUCAAUGCUGGCCACAGUGGCGGAAGCAUGGAAAGGCAGGCUAAGAAAAAUAUUUGUCUUCUUCCAAGGCAAGGAGGAAGACUGUGGUCUGUUCCUUCUCUGCCAGCCUGAUGUACUUCUUUGCUGGUUGCGGAGGAAGAGACUUUCCUUUCUCUGCCGGGAACAUGGAAAACAAGCAGGUUGGCAGAAGAGAAAAGUCAUCUGCUCAUUGACUUUACUACUUGGAAUUCCAGGCACUCACUGGCAUGGAAUUCCUAGGUGCCUUUGACGGCUAGUCUGGUACUUAAAUAUAAAGCAGCCAUAAACUUCAGCACAAAGUGCUCCCAGAACAGAUAAUAUAUAUCAUUUUAUGCUUUUUUUCCUUCUUUUAAAGGGAUGUGGGAAACUCACAGAGCUGAUGAAUGAAAAUCAAAAGCCAUUCUCAUUCCUGCUGGAUAACUCUUUAGCUAGUUUUGCCUUGAGUUGAGAUUUGCCAUUUUUAAUGGUUUGGGAUUGUGGGGGGCUGGGAGUUGAAUGCUAAUAUUCCUAAAUGGUAUUAGAAAGCAAAUAGUAUUUUCUUUCAUAUUUUAUGUGGCAAGAUGGCAAACCAAAGAGCCCUUUCAAAGCCAUGGAUGCUGAAAUAUAUCUUUAUAGAGAUAUUGAGUGCACAGAAAAAGAAAAGGUAUGUAUUUCCAAUUGUCAAAUAUAUAAUUGACUGUAGUUGCCAUUGUAAUUGUUUUCAUUAGUUGUUUAUUUUUAUUUUUCAAACUUUCAUUAAAUGAAAAAUCAAGCAUAAAUGAAAACAUCACAGGAAACAGAAAUAUCAGAGCAGAGACACAAAAGUAGGCCAGAGGUAUCAGUAAUACCUUCCAGACUUUUAGUAUAAUAGAAAUUAUAACAAGUUUAAAACAUUUUUAAAAACACAAUUAACAUGGAGAUCCCUUAUUUUCCAAGGGUUUGUGAAGCUCCACAGAUUCUUAUUUUAUUCUAUCAUCCACAGCCAUUUAUAGGCCAGGUGAGCAGUUUGAUUUUAUUGUUUUCGUAGAUAAUACAGAACACAAGCAAACAGAAAUUUACUUUUUUUUUUUACCUCUAGAGGCUCUUAGUUUAUAAGUCAUUUUUUCUAGUAGAAUUCCCAUACCUUCAUGUAUUUAUUAUUUAAAACGUUUGCCCUAUUAGGUUGGAAAAGUGGGGCAGAAUGGUAGUUUUGUGUAGAGAUAGUACAUACUUCUCCCAAUACAGUGGUACCUUGGUUUGAGAACAGCUUAGUUUAUGAACAACUUGGAUGAAGAAUGCUGCAAAUGCUGCAAACCCGGAAGUAGGUGUUUGGGUUUGUGAACUUUGCCUUGGAAGCAGAAGAUGUUCCGCUUCCUAUUGAGUAAAUUGUAAAUUUACUCAAUUUACUAUUGUAAAUUGAGUCCCCCGCUGCUAUGGGAUAGCACGUCUUGGUUUAAGAACGCUUUGGUUUAAGAACGGACUUCUGGAACAGAUUAAGUUUGUAAACCAAGGUACCACUGUAAUUCAUAUACAAUGGUACCUCAGGUUAAGUACUUAAUUCGUUUCGGAGGUCCAUUCUUGACCUGAAACUGUUCUUAACCUGAAGCACCACUUUAGCUAAUGGGGCCUCCUGCUGCCACCGCGCCACCAGAGCACGAUUUCUGUUCCCAUCCUGAAGCAAAGUUCUUAACCUGAAGCACUAUUUCUGGGUUAGUGGAGUCUGUAACCUGAAGCGUUUGUAACCUGAGGUACCACUGUAAUGGCAACAGUUGUAAAACAAUGUUAUGAGACAAGCUCCUCUAAGCAUGUAAAUCUGUUAAUUGGAUGCGUAUGGGUGGCUAAUUUUUAUUAAUUUUUUGGCAUGAGGCUCACUCUUCUGGGUGAAAUGCCCACACUCAUGUGUACAUGCAUUCACUCAUAGUCACACACACACACACAAACACACACACACCCCUUAGCAUCCUCAAAAAUUGUUCAGAAGCUGCAACUUUGAGGGCUUGGAAGAAGAAAACAUAUUAAACCAAAUUUUGGGCUGUUGUAUUGGCUGUCAUUUAGCUUCUGGCAUCAUUCAAAGUUCACAUUUGUUUGGACUUGCAUAACUUAGAGCCUUUUCAGUCAGUGAAAUGACGUGUGGAGAAAAGUUCACACACCCUCACCCAGCACAGUGACUUUGAUCCAUUUUUUCCUCCCCCAUGUCUGCUUUUAUACAUCACUCAGUAGAUCCAAUCAUGGGUCAUGGGUGUCUCAUCUAGUUCAGUUAAGUGUGAAGUUUAAGUGAGAGAAGAGAUUACCUUUCUCAAAAGCUAGAUAACUUGGAUUUCAAUUUCAGGUUAGAACAGUUCAACACAAUCUGAAGGUGCAUGAAAAGAGCACAUUUUCAUCAAGAGCUAGGUCUCGAAAGGCUCUCAAAAAGCUGGAAGAAGCCAUUGAAAGAGAAACAAAACAAGAAAUAGAGAAAGAGACUUCUGCUCUGGACUGGACUCUUGCUUUUGCAAAGUGUAAGUGAAAUGAGUUACAAAAAUAUAAACCUGAGUUUACCAGAUCUUGUAUUUACCAAGAAUUUUCAACUAUUCAUAUGCAGGAUCUUGUGAUUAACUGGUUUAUAGAUUAAUUUAUAUACUAUAGAACCUGUAGUAUAGGUCAUACGUAAUUUAAGAUAUAUAUUUAAAUUCAAAAGAAGGUCCACAACUUGUGAUAAUAUAGAAUUCUAGAUUCCUGCACCUUAGAGCCAGAGCAGCAGCUGUAGCUAUGGUUUGUCAAUUCAAAUAUCAUGGCAAACCUCUUUCUGAUUCUAGUUUGCUGACUCAUCACAAACCAUGGUUCAUUGAUUCAGGUAUCACACCAAAUCAUAGCUUCAUUAACCAUGGUUUGGCAUUGGGUCCACACUGAGAUAGUAUGCAAAACUAGUGAAUCCAAGAUAUCCACAUAAUGUCUGGAAAGAUGGUUAUUCUUCAAAUAUUGUUUAUAAUUGAGUACACAUUAAGUUUAUUUAAACCUACAAAUUGCAGAGGUUUGAAGAUGAAAUCUAACAAUUCUAACUGUUUUAAAGGUAUUCAGAGUGAUAAGCAGUCUAUAUCAGAAUACAUCAAUGAACAGAAAGAGUUGUUUCUACUGGAGGUAACCAUUUUGUUUCGUGUAGUUGGUGCACUUAAAAAUGGGAAAGUUCUAGUUACAGUAGCUUCAGCUACACACUGGAACAUUUCUGUUUAGUUCAGAACAGAUCACUAAAUCAAAGCAAUUGAGCACUAAACAUGGUGGCCGUAUGGCACUGAUUUUGUUUGGAAUAAAUCAUCCUUUAAUAUGUACUCACUGUCUUAAUUCUCAACUAUACAUUCAUUAUUUACUAUUUAGUGUCCUGACUAAUUAUAUUGGUUAGUGAAUAAGCCUGAGUAUUCCAUUCUGACCCCAUGUACCAUUAACAGCAUAAUAAACCUGCCCAAGGGAAGACAGAAAAAAGUUUCUGACUAAAAACCCAAAGAUUCCAUAAACCCCAAUUUACCCUUAAGUUAAGUUAAUGAGAAUAUGGUUUCUCUGUAGUAUGCACUAGCUGUCUGAUAGGACUAUUAACUUUAUUGCUGUUAGGAUGAGAAUGCUCGAUCGAAAAGCCUUCAGGGUAGUAAUCUGAAAGAGUAGCAACCAGGCCUUGCAUAGCCUUUUUUUGCUAUUGGAAUGGCAUUCAGCUUUGCAAGGCGCUUGAAUACAAAGAUUCUUUUGUGCUUAACUUUUUGCAAUGUUUCCCCUUCCCAGUAUGCGGUUAAAACGAAACAACGCACCAUAGCCAAGCUGGAGGAAAUAGUAUCGGAGGAAGAGAGGAGGGCCAAACUCGCCGAAACAAAAUUAGAAGAAGAUGCAAUAGCAUUUGAUGAGUUUCUCAAAGAAAACGACAGACGUUCUGUUGAUGCUCUUAAAAGGUUAGACACUUUGUUGCAAUUUCUAUUAUUAAUAACAAGCUAGAUGGUUUGACUGCGGGGCCUGCACACGGAGAAUUCUCAUAGGGCUUGGUGGUCCUGUUUGUGGCCUCCUACCUUCCCACGCAAAUGUGCUCACACAGGCUGCCCCAGUAGCCAUUGCAAAGAACAGGAAGGCCAUGUGGGUCCUCUGUAUCACUGUAGCAGACAUUCUUCAAGCAUGAUGUGACCCAGCCAGUGUUUUCUUUUCUUGGCUAGUACGCUCACAAGUCACCUGGGGACUUUACAUCCAAAAACAAGCUUUCAACCACCCCAGAUCAUUCUACCCUGCCACUAGGAGAUUGCCCCCAUCAGAUCCCAACAUCAUGUCUGACCAGAGAUUACUUUUUGCUGAUGUAGUUGUCGAAAUGUGAUGUCUCUGCCCCAGUUUUUGCUAAUAUACCUAAGAAGAAUGAAUGGGGGGGGGGUCAUUAUACCGUACCUACAAAUAAGGAACUGACAACGGCAUCAGAUGAAUUAUAUAUAUUUGAAACAGCAGUUCAUCAAAAUGUUAGCAGCUCACUUGAAUAGUUUGGUUUUCAGUAGCCAUCUGUGUGCAGGAAGAGGGCAAGAUGAAUGGGUGUCAGCAGGGAGGGUGUUAUAGGUUUUGGUGGGAGAGAGCAAGGCCUCUACCUCAAGCUUGGGCAUAAUGGCUUUGAUGAGAUGGGUUGGUGGGUUGGCGUUUGCUUCAUUCUCUAAUGUUAUUUCCUCUAGUCUGUUGACUUUUAAGAGGUGAGGAAUUUCUGGUUGAUUCUUAUGGCUGCAAGUUUCCAUACCGACAUUGAGAGGUUUUUAAAUGUGCUGUGCAAGGUGUGACUGUCAUUAGCGGAAUAAUUCGUCAGUCUGAAAAUGUUCAUUGGUUUUGUAAUGCACUGAUUACUAAGGAAACAGUUUGAAACUGGUUUUCAGAGUGAUUGCAGAUUUGUGCUACUUGUGGACAAAAGCAAAGCAGACUGUUCACCUAUUUUCUGGGGGGUGCAGGCAGAAAAAUGUGUUUCUAUUUUAAAAUCUGUCUAUAUGCACCCAGAAUUACAACAUCUAUAUUAUUUUUAGUGCAACUCAUGAAGCAAAAGCUAAAAUGGAGGUGACAGCGGAAGUGAGGUCAGCAAUGAAUGAGCUGUUCUCUCUUAAAAGGUGAGUUCUUUAUUUCACAUAUUUAGCAAAGCAUAACCUAGGCUGCUGCCAGGUUUUUUUGGGAGGUGGUUAUGCAGCAAUGAGUGUUCAUCCUGAUUUGCUUGCAGGGUGUUUAUACAUCUAUGUGUAAGUCAUUCACUUCUUAUUGCAUUUCCUAAUUGGUUUUCAAACUACAAGAAGUCAGAUAAGGGAUAACUUCUAUAGCAGUUUUCAUACUACAGCUUGCACAAGUGGAAUACUAGUUAUGCAUUUAGUUCUUUUUUAUAUUGCUCAAGGCCUGCACAUAAUAUGUCAAAGCCCUUCUCUGAAUGGAAAAUACCUCUUCUAGGCAGGAUAGCUAUGGAUUCAAUACUUUCAAAAUAAUAGAAUUUAAACACUAACACACAAUAUUGUUGCACGCUGCUGCCACCCCGCACACAAACAGCAGGUAGAGAAAUAAAUUGUGUGUGUGUGUGUGUAUUAAGAUUCAGACUUACUUAGAGUUAGCAUUUUAGCUCAAAAUAUUAAGAUGAAACAAACCUUAAUGUGACUCCCAUAACUCUGAUAAAAACUCUUGUUCAUUUGCUUUUGCAUUGUUUAUUACAAUAAUGUCAGUUUAUUUUCUUUAUAACAUUUGGCUGUUGUACUUCACUAAAAUAUGACUGUCUGCUUGCUUAUAAACGAUCAUCCUUUAAUGUCUGCAGUGAAAUUGCAAACAGUGAAGAUAAUCUGAGACUGUAUUUAUCCUACGAAGCUUUUUUGUUGAGUGUGUCUCCUAAAGAGUGGCAAGAACAACAGAUGGCAAAAAAGAAGCUAUUGAAAAAGGAGAAAAGAGACGUUUCAAAGUCUUUGCUUUCUUUUCCUGCUCGUGAGAAAAGCAGGAUGGGGUCUACUUCUUUCAUAUUACACCAAAAAAUAAGUAAGUAUGUCAUUUUAGUACUGUCCACUAGAAACUUAUAUUGCACUGCACCCCUGCAUGUUAGAAGUCACUUCAGUUCCCCCUUUUUUCAAUUCUCCCAGAGUGGAAACUGAGAAACAAUGUCUAAGGAUCAAUGUUGUUCCCAUAUCUGCCCCAUUGAUGUAUAAAGUGCAGACCAGUGAAGCAGUAUUUUAGUUUGCUGGAUGAUGCAAACUCGACAUUCCCAACUGAUGGGAUGGCAGUCCUUGUCAGCCUUCUGCCUUCUCUUCCACUUCAGGGUCUGACUGGUCCUGCCUAGAGUCAGUGAAGGUUGGGUGUGACUGGUUUUUUUAGGAGCCUUGGUUUUUCUCAUCGUUUACCUUGUAUUAGAGAGAUUUUAAAAAACAACAACUUUCUAGCCUUUGUUUUGUGUCUAUUGUACUGUUUCCCUCCAACUUUUACCUCACAGUGGUGUCUCUGCUCUCUGUGAACCUUCCUCCUUCCUUCCUUUUCCCCUCACCAUCAGUUUGGCUCUGGUACUUGAAGGAUGUGGUCUUAUUAUACCAAGUUAGACCAUUUGUUCUAUCUAGCUGUCAUCACCCUUAACAAAUUAAAGUUCCUGGGAUUUUUUGAGGGAAGUCAUGACUGUUAAACCAGUAUACAGUAGGAGUGCUUUAAAAGUAUGGUGUGGGUGUGUCCCACUCUGGUUUGGAUUUAGCAAGCUGGUGUGUAUAAAUAGCCUAUCAAGUUACUUACUACCAAAUAUUUCUGUGCUGUUUGAACCGCGUCUUUAGACAAAUGGGCUCAUGUCAAAGGGCAACAACAUCCCAAGAAACUGCUACCUUCAUCAUCGAUGUCAGUAUUUUUUUCUGAAACUGAUGUGAAGAAAGACCAUCAGAAAAGCCAAGGUAAGGAGCCAAUGGGAAGAAGGACUUUCUUGUAGGAAUAUCAUCUUUGCCUGCACCAGAUAUUCCAGGCAGGACCGCAUUAUGAAUGGAGCAAGGGCUGCAAGAGCCACAGUGGUGUGUAGUGGCUAGAGCAGGGGUCGGCAACAUGUGGCCCAUGGGCUGGAUGCGGCCCACAAAGACUGUUUUACCGGCCCACAAGCCGCCCUGAACCACCUGCUUGGCGAGUCCCCAGUGCAGCGCUGGCACUCGCCAAGCGGUGCCAGAAAUCACAUCUGCGCAUGUGCAGAUACCAGAAAUCGCGUCUGUGCAGGCACGAUUUCCAGCGUCUGGGCAUGUGCAGAAGCGAUUUCCGGCGCCACAGAGAUGCGCAGACGCGAUUUCUGGUAUCACGCUGUGCCAGUCCAGCCCACGGACGAUCUCCGUGGGAGUGAUCCGGCCCAUGGCAGGUAAACCUUGCUGACCCCUGGGCUAGAGCAUUCGACCAGGUUCAAAUCUCCACUCAGCCAUGAAACACCCACUCCCCAUCUGGGCUUCUGGACAGAGUCUUCCUCCCAGAUCCCCAGGGGUACCCUGAGGUAUUGCACUUGAUCAAAGGCGGUGAUGCAUCACCUCCUGGGAACAGACUAAGGAUUCGACCAAAUGCCUUAUCCACCAUUGCCAGCCAGGGCAGUCAGAAAUGGGGCAGGCAAUGGAGCUUUCCCCUCUGCUAACUUCUGUAUGCAGCUUUUGAUUCCCCACCCCCACUUCUGAAGUUGGCAUAAUGUUAUGCCAGUGUUGGGGAUGGGAUCAGUCUCCCCCGCCCCCCUCCACUACAUUUUGGCCACUCUGCCAGUAUGGAGCAGUACCGGUAUAUCUGUGACGUUCUGCUGGCAUAUCAUCAUUGGGAGAGACAUAUUUGGGCUUGUGAUGGAAUACCAGGGCUUCUCUAAUUCGUCCCACCAUCCCUGCCACCAAAGUAUAUUGAGUAUUGGAUUGUGUCCCAGCUGUAUAUGAUCUAAGAGCCUUAAAUUGUGUGCUGUGAAUCAUACGCCUCCCAUUGCCCAUCUGUACAGCAAAAGUUUGAGGGAAUACAUCGCUUUUUCCACCAGGGAAGCUUCUGCUCUGUAAUUUAAGUGUCGACUGGAGCUUGCUCACAGAGAGUAGCUGAAGGAAGGUGAUAAGGAAUUUCAGCCACUCACAUUAUGGCAAAUGGGAUCAGGGACCACCUCUUAUCUAAGCAAAACUCAGGAAGUGAUACAUAAGGAAUGAUAGGGCGAAAUAAGUUAAGGCAGACAAAAUACCCCCACGCCCUUAUCUUCCCCCUCCAUGGUAAAUGCUAGUGGCAAGGAUGCCUUUCUAGUUCUGAAUACAGGCAACAGUUCAUUUGGGCAAAGUUUAACAGGCACUAGCUGCACAACGAAUACUUGUAUGCAGGAUCCUGAUGUCUUUCUUUAAGGCAGCUCCACAUCCUGUCUUUAAUAUAAGGCAAGGGUGUCUUAAGCUGUGGCCCUACAGAUGUUGCUGGACUCCAGUUCAGAGCAACCCCACCCAGCGUUACAAUUAGGAAUUGUAACCCAGCAAAAUCUGGUUGGCCACAGGAUAGGCACUCCGAUAUUAAUGAAAAUAAUGUAAGAUAUGUAAUAUAGUUCUUAUAACCCUGUUGCCGAAUAAAGGUAAUAAUACAGACUUGUUAAUUUUUUAAGGAGGCGACUACAGGUUUUUUAAGAGGGCAUCAAGACUAUCACUGAGCAAAAGAUUCUCAAUAGAAGGGAGAAAAAAAUCGCUAGCAAGGUACUCUAUGAAAUUUAAUUGCUUUUAAAAGUUCUCUCCGUUUCGGGUUGCAGAUGUAUCAUAAAGAGCUUCUCUUCAAGAAAGAGAAGCGCUUAUCCCUUUGGGGCACGUGGAAGUACAGUGGACGUUCUGGUUGCGAACGUGAUCCGUGCGGGAGGCACAUUCACAACCCGCAGCGAGCGCUGAAACCUGAAAGUAACCCGUUCCGGUACUUUCGGGUUUUUGCGCAGUGCGCAACCCGAAAACAUGCAACCUGAAGCAUCUGUAACCCAAGGUACCACUGUAGUUGUACAAUUCUGCUUUUGGGCGCCAGCUCUCCCAUCUAUCAUCCCCCUGGCUACUGGCAUGUGAACUAGAGUGUCAGCGGGGACUGCGGGGAGUUGGAAUCAUAACAUCAUUGGGAGCACUGCAUGUUGGUUAGCCUGGGCUUACAAAGAACAAGGUCUCGAUUUUAUCAAACACAACGUUCCUUCCACCACUGAGCACUGACUUGGCAAACUUCAAUGUAUAAACACAAAUCUGAAUUAAUUUUUUCCUUUUAUAACAGCUGUGCAAGUGAAAAAAGUAUCUCUGCCUCUUCAGAUGAUGAUAUUUCGCUUGAAGAUCUAGACACUGACGAGGUGAUGAAUUAAUCUUUGUUAAAUACAACAGCAUCCUAUAAAAAUGGGACCUUUUGUUGCUUUUCAUUCAAUUGUACAACAUCUUCACAACCUCUGGGCCAAAACUGCUAGGAGGUAGCCACUGGCCGCAAGCAUGGCUGUAAGAUUCCUGCAUGUAUGGAUUCCAUCCGUAUGUUGAAAUGUAAAUUUCAGCCUAAGGGAACUUUCUGUGUAGAUUUCAGUGUUCUUGGCCCUCUAGAUCAAGAAUUUGCAUAUUCGUAUUCAUACCUGCAAGUAUGCUGUGGACUUGCAUAAGGGAAUCUGGCUUCAAGGCAGUGUUCUGAGAUUAACGUGCAGCAGAAAAAGAACUUGUGAAUUGGCCUUCACUUGGACAAUAAUUUUUAACAUUUUUUGUUAAAAUUUAGUAGCAAGGCAAGUGCAAUCUGUCAUACCUAAUGCAGCCCAGCGUUAAAAAUCUCCCCUCCCAUUUUUAACAAUUUUUAUUUUAUCAAGAACUGUUUGCAACUGCAUUGAUAUGACUCAUUUUUCAGCAACUCUAUAGUAUUCCUUCUCCUGCAUUAGGAACCAGAGAUAUAUUUCAAAGAUCCAGAUGAGUUGCUUCAGAUGUACAGGCAUCUUGAGGAACAAAAUCUAUCACUGUUUCAAAAUAUUCAAGAUCUCAGUGGAACACUAGAAGACGCAAGGCAGAGAGAACACGCCAUUGUUCAGGGAAUGUAAGUUUAAGUGAAACGUUUUGAAAUAUGCUGCUUCUGUUCCUCCUCGGGUACAAAGUGGGUCCCCUUCCCUUCUACUAACACGACUACUACAUAUUUGUUUAGUGAAGCCAAUGUGUUUGCCACUAUAUAGAAAACUAACAUGACAAGAGGACAGAACUUUGUAAAGACAGAAGUAGAGUUAAUGUGUAGCAGAAAUCUCAUCAAUUCAGGGAAUGCUUUGCUGGGCUCCAAAAGAGGAGAGUGAAGUGGCUUUGAUGGAAUGAGAUGGGAAUGUUCUGUUCCCCACCACAACUGCAGACCAUGGAUUAGUUUAGGCGUGAGGUUGGUAGCAGCUGAAGCCUUUACACUGAUUCCUUAAAUCGGAGAUAACCAAUAUGGUACUCUUCAGAUACAGUUGCACAGACCUGGGCUUUGGCCAUGCUUGCUGGGGCUGAUGGAAGUUAUAGCCCUAAACAUCUGUAGGGCACUAGGGCACUAUGCCUUAAACAGAACACCCAUGGCUUCUUAAUGGACCAGUUUGAACAGCCAAUCAGCAGUUCUAGGAGACUUCAGCCUGGACUAGUUCCACAGUGGAGCAUACACUAUUGGCAGUGUUAGAAAUUAGCCAGGCGCCAGGUGUGUUUUGCAAUUGGUGUGGGUCCAAUUGCAACCAUGUGGGGAUCUGUUAACUGGGGAAAGCAAAGUGUCCCUUACAGAAAGAUUAGAAAUAAUUUGCCUUGAAGCUUGAAUUUGCUUUAUUCUGGAUUGUUUUAUUUGAUGUUUUAAUGUCUUGCAAACUGCUUUGAGAUCUGUUCUUUAAAAUAUAAAGCAGCAUAGAAAUGAAUAAUAAUAUUAGCAGAUUUCAAUGCAAAAAAAGGCACCAAGACAUUUCAUUGUGGUGACUGUAACCUAGGUUUAAGGGGCCAUUUGGCGAUUAUAUUUUAUAUCUGAGUUUCUAACACUGAAUAUUGGUGGAACAUAAGCAUCUGAACAAUUUCAAUGCCAUCAUCAGUCUUUUUACAUCUUUUUAUUUAAGAUGUAUAUGUGUUUCCAUGCUAAACGUUUUCUCCAAUAUCAACAUCAUUUGCACAAGUAAGUCCCUGUUGUUUUACAGGUAUCUUCAAUUUUUUUAAAAAGAAAAACAAUGGUUUUUCUAGUCAAGGAGUGAUUUUUAAUGAGCUCACUCCCCUUGAACCUAUUCUGUUUAUACAAGUAGGCCACUUACAAGUGUUAAUCAUCUUGUAGGAGUACUUGCACAAGCUCUGAGAGAUCUUUGCCCAUCAUCACUGAACUAUGAUUCACAGAAUUUCCUGGGGAGACAAAUCCUAUUAAACCUGUUACAAGUCUGUAGAAUAAAAAUGCUGCUUUGCCUAGAAUAGCCAGAAUAUGAGAAUUGGGUUAUUGCACAGAAAAACUAAUCUACAAAAUAGUUUUGAAUACUAGUUACAACUUUUCACAGCCUUUCUUAUAGGGAAAAAAGGAUAAAUGAUAUAGUAAAUGAGAAAAAAGCUCUUAUAGCUGCUCGCCUCAAAGAAGAACAGAAAAGUGCUGAACUGGAAUUAAAAAUCAAAGUGUUUUCUUCCGGAGACUAUAAUCCAAUAUCCAUGGUAAUUUUGUAUGUUUAUACAAUCUUUAUAACAUUGAAUAGCUCUGUUCUAAAAACCCUGACAGGCUACAAGACCACAGCGCCAGUGGUAUUCCGUGCUUCUCCUACUCAGAGUAGACCCACUGAAAUUAGGGUCAUUUCAACCGGUCUACUUUGAGUAAAACUCAGUUUAAUACUAUCCCUAAUGACUUGGGUAGAAGUAUCACAAUUUGUCUAUGUGAUACCACAUUACCUAUGUGUAGCAGUUUGAACCAAGGCCAGUAUAGCUAGGGGAUACAGUACCAGGGAGCCCAACACUGACAUCCUACCUGGUGCCCCAAAAGUGGACACAGAAGUAGUGGUGUAGGCAUAUACUGGAAACAGGAAUGUGCACCAGUUCCAUCUGUGAUUCAGGGGUUCUCCUAGUUCUGAGUUGCACCAUUAACAAGACAUUUCAAGGCGUAUCAGGGACUCCCUGAGCUGGUUUAGUUUCUAAUUGCAGGAAGUUACUUUCACAGGGUACUCCAAUGACAAUGAUUUGGAGGAGGGAUCUACAGGAAUUAUGUCCCUAUAGUAUUGUAAAAACACUUUCCCCCCUGGAGAGCCCCCAGAAGCUCAGAAACGCAUUGAACUAUUAGAUUUAUUUGUGCCUUUAUUAGAUUUAAUCCUACUUGACAUUCAACACUGCAUUGACUUAACAUUGCAAUCCGUGUGCCUUAUUCUGCCAAUUCUCUUACGGUUUUGCCUUACGUGCUGAAUAAGUGCCAUCACAUUUUCAGGACUGUUUCCCUUUUUAGGACUGUAGAAUGAAUUUUCUAUAUUAUAUUUAAAAAAUGAUUAUAUAUUUUAUAUUGCUUGCGAUUUCAUCUUAUUUUAAAGUUUCAGUGUAGACCUUUUUUUGUUUAGUAUAACGUAAGCAUUUGCUGUGGUUUACAUAAAAUCCCUUUCUUAAAUCUUAAGGAUAAAUCGCUGAAUACACUUAAGAAAAAAAUAACAGAGGUGUAUAGGGCUUGCUGUGGAACGAUUGAAGUAUCUAGCAUGACCGCCUUUCAAAUGCUGAAAGCAAUAGAAAUCAGAGUUUCAGAACUGUGUGAGAUGUUGGAAAUACUUCCACCGGAAUACCUUGAGACUGUUGAAACUAUGGAGAAACUCCGAGCAAAACAAAGACGGCAGAGGUAAUCUUAAUGCCAGUGCUUAAAGAAGUAUGCCAGUUAUGUAUUCCCAUCACUUAGUCACAUCUGAGUUUGCAACACUAUCUUCUGGACCAAACUUUUGAGACAACAGUCACCAGUUUUUAGCCUAUAGGCAUUAGAGUUUCACAAAGUGAAAAAGAUUUCUGUUUAGAUGGACAUCCCCACCCUAGUAUUAUAAGUAUUUUAUAAGUGACUAUUAGUUGUCCCACCUUCUUAGGGCCAGACUAGACAUAUAACAUCAUUCACAUAAUUUAGCAAUUACGUAGGAUCUGGGUAAAUAGCAGACAUGGAGGUGUCAAUCCAGGCCCGGUCCCUGGGGCUUGCUAUUUCUAGCAAUACAGUUAUUGCCAGUGCUUUCCUCUCAAUUCAAAUAGCAGACACUAGUGCAACAAUUCAGACUAAGGCUGGAGCAGGAGGGAAAGAAUUGAAGUGGAUCAGCCACUUUUAAUCAAUUCACCAAUUGCUCACAGUGCGAACGGUGUUGCAACUAGUUUAUCCCUUAGAAAUUCUGUGAACAGAACUGUCUCUAGCUCCCUCAUUUUUGUUACCACAGUAAUGCUGAAUUUUACAAGCAUAGGCACAAUUCAAGGCUGCAUCACUGGAGGGAGAAGAUGUGGACACUUCCCUCUCACAAUAUACUAACGUCCUCUAAUUCCUAAAAUCUCUCUCUGAUUCUUAAAAGAGUUCGUGAAGAUAAAUUGAAAGAACUGAAGAGAAUCCAGGAAGAACGGCUGAAGCAUGCUCUGGAAAGAGCAAUUGCAGUACCAAAGACAAGGGUUAGUAGGAGUGCUUAAAAAUAUAUCUUAGGCUGUAAAUCUUACUGAACUCAGUAGUACCCAAUACUGAGUAAAAAUGGUUAGGGGCAUACUGCAACAUGGUGAUAGUGUGCAUGUUAAAAAGAAUCUAGAAUCUGUAUUAUAGAAAAAAGUUUACGAAGAAAAACUUUCAUGCUGAUUUAACAAAGUAGGUUUAUAUUUUCUGUCUUCAUUUUAGGUGGGAAGAAAACUGGUUUUCCGCUCCCAGCCGCCAGAAGCUAAACAAAAAGGGGUACAAGUUGUAGAUUUAACUACAAAAAGUGAAGAUGAUUACUAUUUCUGUUGAAUUCUUCUUGUUUCAUGACAUCUCUUUUUGGAAUAGCACUAGAUCUUGAUUCUAGCUCUGUUUAGCAGAGUUAUAGUAGGUAAACUGUGACAGAUGUUUGAUCCAGUUUCCUUUUAAAAUACAUAUUUGUUUGACUAUAAUAUAAUUAUCCAUUAAGAACUGUCGGAAAUAGUAUGUUUAUUUUUCUUCCAUAGUGGUAAUUUUUCUUCAAUGACAAUGUUUAUUGUUUGGCCAUAAAAAAUGUUACUUGACAAAACUUGACAAAAAAAGCAAGCAAACAAAACUGGACAACUAAAUUUCUUAGCACAGUCAAAAAACAACAACUUUCCCCCCAAAAUAAUUAUUCUCUCAUUUCUCCAUCUUCUUCUUCUUCUUCCACACCCCUUAUAUAAAGGACAUUAUUGCACCUGCAAAUCAAACCAAAAGUUACUUAGUUUUGCUGUGAUCCACAUGAGUUUAGAAGAUUGUUUUCUAAAGCCAGUUACAUAUCCCCUCUAUUUCAUAUACCAAGUUAUUUUGAAGUAUUCUAUGUUUGCUGCUAUGUUCAAUUAAUUGGUAAUAAAUAAAAAAUUACCUUUGUUCAUUGC